Molecule: messenger RNA, 3278 nt
Organism: Solenopsis invicta (red fire ant)
Lineage: Eukaryota; Metazoa; Arthropoda; Insecta; Hymenoptera; Formicidae
Gene: ValRS-m
Product: valine--tRNA ligase, mitochondrial
Exons: 16
Coding region: 192-3146 (984 amino acids)
Biological process (GO): valyl-tRNA aminoacylation
Cellular component (GO): cytosol
Molecular function (GO): ATP binding; aminoacyl-tRNA deacylase activity; valine-tRNA ligase activity
Source: RefSeq, a predicted model, not a curated record
AAAUCGCGUUUGAGGUUAGGUUACAGUUAGAACUUGUCGCGUAUUCGUUUAAAGAUUGUGUGAAGAAGCAUGUGUUAUGCAUAAAACGAAAAAUAUCGUCCAGUUAAUUUACCAACACAUUUAUUAAACGCGUAAAUUUGAUCUGUUUCAAUAGUUUCAUUAAAAUUUUCACGAAUAAAAUUUAACUAAUAAUGAAACCCACAUUGUUCGAUCGCUCUUUUCUACGUGCAAAUUUUUGCUAUCGGAGAUUACGUUAUUGCACUUCUACUGCAACAGCAACAGAAUUAUGCGACAAUAAAAGACUGACAGAUUUUCCUGCAACAUUUAAGCCAAAGGAUGUCGAAAAAGGCUGGUAUGAUAUUUGGCAAUGUAAUAAAUACUUUGCAUCAUCCAGAACAAGGAGAAAGACGAGCAAUAGCAUACAAGAGGAAAAAGAAGUCAAGGAACCUUUCAGUAUGGUCCUACCACCACCUAAUAUUACAGGAGUAUUACAUCUAGGUCAUGCACUUACUGUUACAAUCCAAGAUGUUUUAGCAAGAUGGCACAGAAUGAAGGGUCAUCCAGUAAUGUGGAUACCAGGUCUGGACCAUGCGGGAAUUGCAACACAGGCAAUAGUGGAGCGUACUUUGCAGCAUACGCGUAACACCACACGACACGAUGUAGGCCGUGCCGAAUUUACGCGAAUAAUCUGGCAGUGGAAAGCCGAGAAGGCUGCAAUUAUCAAACAGCAGUUGAAAAAUCUUGGUGCCACGCUCGAUUGGGACAGAGAAUACUUUACCAUCGAUAAAAAUCAUAGUGCAGCGGUAACAGAAACGUUUGUACGGUUAAACGAGAGAAAUUUAUUGUACAGAGCCAAAGAUCUCGUUAAUUGGUCGCCGGCGUUGCGCAGUACAAUCUCAGAAAUUGAAGUUGAAGACUUGGUAGUAAAUGGCAAGACACGACUUCAGUUACCUGGCUACGAUAGCAAGAUCACCGUCGGCCAACUAAUUAAACUGGCUUAUCCAAUCAGAGAUUCAAAGGAAGAACUAAUAGUUGCAACGACCAGACCUGAGACAAUUUUUGGAGAUGUCGCAAUUGCUGUGCAUCCUAACGAUGAGAGAUAUUCGAAAUAUAUUGGUCGGCACGUUUUACAUCCAAUAAGAGAAAUUUUUAUACCUAUUAUAGCUGACUCUUCGGUUAAGAGAGAAUUUGGCACCGGUGCAGUGAAAAUUACACCAGCACAUAAUCGCUUAGACUACGAUAUCGCCAAAAGACAUAGCUUGCCAGUUAUCAACGUUAUUGACGAAGAUGGCAACAUGACAGACGCCUGCAAGGAAUUCAAGGGAGUUCCGAGGUUUAUUGCACGGAAGAGAUUAAUGAAUCAACUCGCGACGCGUGGCAUGAUGAGAGGUGUGGAAGAUAAUCAUCAGAUGAUUCUGCCACUGUGUUCCCGUACAAACGACGUGGUCGAGUAUUUGCCGAAGGAACAGUGGUUUCUACGCUGCACGACAAUGGCCGAGCGAGCACGUGAAGUCGUGGCGAAUGGUAAACUGAAAAUCGAUCCGAGCGAUGAUGGCAUCCAUGAACAAAUGUGGUAUAAUUGGCUUGAAAACGCUAGAGACUGGUGCGUAUCGAGACAGUUAUGGUGGGGUCAUCGCAUUCCAGCAUAUUCUGUAAUUCAUGAUGAUAAUAAAGACGACGAUGGUGAUCGAAAUAUUUUUUUCACCGGUAACAACGCCACUUCAUGGAUUGUCGCACAAUCCGAAGAAGUAGCGCGUUCUCAAGCACGGGAAAAGUAUGGAGAUAAUGUGAGCUUGCGUCAGGACCCAGAUGUUCUCGACACAUGGUUCUCUUCGACAAUUGUGCCAUUCGCGACGCUUGGUUGGCCGAAAAACACGGAAGAUAUGGCAAGAUACUAUCCGUUAACACUGAUGGAAACAGGCCACGAUAUCCUCGUAUUCUGGGUAGCGAGAAUGGUGAUGCUAAGUCUGGAAUUGACACAGCGUUUACCGUUUAAAGAAGUUCUACUUCACGGCGUUUUGUGCGACGGCAACGGCAGAAAAAUGUCCAAGAGCUCUGGCAACGUCAUCUUGCCAGAAAACAUUAUUAAUGGCUGUUCUUUUCAGGAACUAAAUGAGCAAGCGAGACGCAGUCACGCGGCGGGUAUUCUCAGCGCUGAAGAGUUGCAGCGAACACUGCGUGUCAAUGCAAAAUCAUAUUCUGCGGGAAUACCAGAUUGCGGUGCCGAUGCUUUGAGACUAUCGUUAUGUGCACGCAAUAUUAAGAAUCACACUAUCAGUUUUGAUGUAGAUGAUUGUCGAACAAGCAAGUAUUUCUGUAACAAGAUCUGGCAGGUAAGCAAAUACGUAUUAUUGAUAACAAAGGAGGACCAACAACAUGAAAGUGAAAGAGAAGAAAAUUUAAACGAUUUAGAUCAUUGGAUUCUAAGUCGAUUAUCAUGGAUGGUGGGAAUAGUGAACGAUGCAUUUGCUGAGCGAAAUUUUCAUAAAGCGAUUGCCGCAAUUCGCCAAUUUUUGUACUACGAAUUCUGUGAUUUCUACGUGGAAGGUACAAAAUUUGGAUUCAAAAGCGGCAAUCCCGCUGGGCAUUCGAGUACUCUUGCAAAAUGUCUGGAAGUGUCAUUACGUAUUCUUGCACCUGUUGCACCCUACCUGUCAGAUGAUUUGUAUCUAAGACUUGCCAAGAAGGGACUCCCAGGAUUUUUUUCAGUUGCCUCGUUACUAGAGACUUCCUAUCCCAUGCCACACGAAUUUAAAUAUCUGAGAAACGUCGAAUUGGAAGAAAGGAUGCAUGAACUUAUAGAUGUGAUAAAUACAAUCAGAAGUUGCAUGGCGAACGUAAGCAAGAAGUCAAAUCCAGAAGUUAAUAUUUUACUUGGCAAUAUACGCGAUUACAAUUUUUAUCGGGAAAACGUGAACAUGAUUAAAGGAGUAAGCAGAAUCUGGAAUGUGUCUGUUCACUUGACGGAAUCAGCGAAUGAUGGCAAUUUUAACGAGACGAGAAACAAUUCCGACGGCGGUGUUUAUACCAUUCAAUACACACAUACAAACGAUUGUUCGUUAUUCAUUACAGUUAUGGAUUCAUCAGUGUUGGAACAAGUUAAGAAGAAUAUUGAGAAGAAGGAUAAAUUGGAAAAAACAUAUUAAAAGAGACACAAUUAAGCAGUACUCGUGCAAUAGCUUCUGCUUAUUUAUAUCUUUCGUCUGUGGAUAUAAUCAUAUAUAUAAAAUAAUUAACGUAAUUAAUAUAUAAAUAAAAAAAGAACUAUUCUGUACAAA